CCCGUUUCCAUCGUGUGGACGUCAUCGUCGGAGACCUCGGGUGAGCUGGCCGGCAAUCCGGCCUUGAUCCGCCUCGCACGGCGAUUAUGCCAGGCAGCGGCAAGGGCGGCCAUCUCGUGCUUCAUCUCCAUGGAAAGACUCUCCCACAGAGCUUCGUUGCUUGCAGUCAUGACGGAUGCAGUGCAAAAGAGGAAGAUGGGGAGCGGCUUGUGUUGUGGCAUGAAGUUAGCAGAGUGUGGCCACCUUUAAAUAGCUUAUUCCAAUGAGGCUAGGUAUCCGGGAGCGUCAAUGUGCGGCACCGGAGUAGUUUCUCCGCCGGCGAGCCCGCUUAAUGGCUGCACACGGACGGACGGGGCGUCGAACAAGAGUGGUAGAUAUCUGUCCCGUCCCAUCCAGUAACGUGUCUAUUGCACUGAACAAGCGCGGACACCGAAGAGGCGUCACAGACAACGCCCUCGGCUAGCACGCCGCUUCAAUGGCGGCGCCAGUGAGAGGUCGCAUCCGCCCUGAGCCGUCUUCAAUGUGCAGCGGCGCGCUCUAAAGCGGCAUGAAUGCAGGAAGUUGGCGCCGGGCGGGAACGCGGAGGGCGAGGGAUGAGGGGGUUGGGUGGGCUACGACAGUAAUAAGCUGGCGUGGUUGCUGUACGGACGCCCGCGAAGCCCCUUUUGCCCCCCAUAUUUGUCUCUAGUUUAUGAAAGAAAACAGGUCCAGACCGCCCUACGGACUGAUACAAAUCCGUGUUGGUUGGCUUUCGCGGUCCAAACAGUACAGUCUGGAUAUGUGCGGGCUGUUUGAGAAUGGCCGUUGGGAUGCCCUAAGUUCACCCUGACUUGUGACUUGGGGAUGCUACCUGCCGCGGCAAGACAGAAGUACCUGAAGAAAAUGACCAGAUGGCAUUUGUUUUCUUUGUUUAUGAGAUAGCUUACAAUUCAUGCCGAAUGGUUACCAGAUACCAUCCUGCUCUCUACUUUCUCACCUCUUACAACACAUCUCUAGCAGAUCUCCAAAGGCUAUAUUUGAGGAAAAAUUUAUGGUCUGGGAAUUAAGAUCCAGCUAGAAGAUUCCAAAAGCAUUAAUCCCUCAAAAAUAGCUUUUCAUUCUCCAAGCCUUCAGUUCUCUUUGGCCAAUUUUUUUCUCUAGAAGGAAGCAUUCUCAUUGAAAAUGGGGAGACUACUCCCCUCCGGCAUUCAUUGGCCUAGGAGUGGCUAUAAAACCCAUCGCCGCACCGAAACCCUAGACCACCCCCACCAUUCACCCAUUUUUCCAACCACCACCCACGAUUCGAGCCGCCGCCACCACCGCCUUCCUCAACCUCGAUGCCACGACUACCGUUUGUGCUCCGCCGCCUCCCCGAGCUCCCGAGGCCACAUCCUCGAUGGUGCCACUGCUCCCUGCAUGGACCAGAGUGCCCCUCUCGCCCCUUCUCAUCUUCAUAGACCCCGACACCUACUCCUUCCGAGCUCCAUUGCCACCUCCCAGUCGCAGCUUCGAGCCACUGCGCCAGCACCCCGAGCUUAGCCUCCAAUGUCACAGCCACCGCCGAAGUACCGCGACAUCCGGCACCGGCCAUGACUCAAGUUUGUGCCAUAGAUCCGUAAUACAGACACGAUGCGAGUGUGCCAUACUUUCCACCUUGCACGAGGCGGCACACACCUACAACGUGUUAUGGGCGCUGGACAGAGUAGCUUUGAUAGAGGUGGCCGCCCAGUCGUUGGCGUUGUGGACCAUGCACAACAAAGCAUUCCUUGAGGUUAUAGUUUUUAAACACCCGGUUGACCUCAUUUAUAAAAGUAUGGUCUUAAUACAGCUUUAGAAACCUUUGGGGAGAUGCCAGCAUAGUGCGCGCCUUGACGCGUUUAUCAACAACAUCUGUUCCAAGUGUACUCAACUCCAUGGGACAUCGAGGAUUGACAACACAAGCGAGGGGGCUUUUGUCCUCGUUUGCCCGCGGUGCAUUGCCGACCUACGAUCACUAGAUUUCGUUAACAUAGGGUCUUCCGCGCUGUGUCACGUGAUGGGUCAUUGUUGGCCUUGUAUCGGACUUCAUUUUCCAUUAAUUAUCGUACUCGAUGUGUCAUGCAACUUCAUUUUUUAUGUCUGGACGUGCUCCAUCCAAUGCUAUUCACAAAUAAAUUCUUAUCUGUCUGUUGGGAGGAGAGGGAUUAGAGAGGGACCAUGCAUGUAGAGGAGAGAGGCUAGAGGAGGACCAUGCAUGUAGAGGAGAGAGGCUAGAGGAUGACCACAUAAGGACUUUUGGUUGGUCAGUUGCAUGUCCAGAGUGCCGCAUAGCUCCCUCAAGUUUGUCUCGGAUUUAUCAAAAAAAAAACAGACAUCUGGAUCACUUCACGGAUAGAUGAGGUUCUUGUUGAAUGUCAAAAGUUAACAGAAAUGAUCCAGCCACCACAAUCCAAAUAUAUACUGGAGCUUUGAGAGUCUGCUUUGGAGAUGCCUUAAACUUAUUUAACCGCGAGAGAGGGAGCACUGGCAACAGUCGGUCUUGCCGUUUACUCUCUUCGUUUUUUACUUCCUUCGUUUCUUUUUAGUCUGCAUAUAAGAUUUGAUCAAAGUUAAACUUUGUUGGAAAAAAAAUAUCAACAUAUACAAUACUAAAACUAUAUGGUAUGAAAAUUAGUUUCAUGAUGCUUCUAACAAUAUUGAUUUUAUAUUGUGAAUCUUAAUAUUUUUUUUAUAAAUUUAAUCAAAGUUGACAAAGUUUGACUCUGACCAAAUUUUAUAUACAGACUAAAAAGAAACGAAGAGAGUAAAAGACAACACGUGGAGGACAGGACAGAGCCCCAACAAGAUUGCACCACCCUGCAGCCACGCGUUGCCAAACCCAAAAGGUACUGCGGGCGGCAUCUUCGCCAGCCUCCGAAAUCGAGCGAUGCUGUCCGCGGCGCGGCACCGCCCGCCACGAGGCGUCACUCUCGCAGACCACCGAACUACCCUAUCCCCCAAGCCCUCUCCUCCCUCUGAUUCCCCGAUGACUUGGACUGGGGGACGACCCCGACCACCCCGCCAUCGUGCCCAAGCUGAAACUGAUCGAUCGGCGACGCCGUUUCGCUUCAGCUGGAGCUGGACGAACCUCAUCCAUCUGGACCUCAGUUGCAAAAACAACUGGGUGUGGCUGAUGAUAGAACCUGUGUUUGCGCGUCAAGUGUGUGAACCGGAGUCGCAUCUCCUAGGCGUGCGACACGAGCUAGCUCGUCUCGUAUAAAUAUACCCGUACCACGCUGAGCAUCCAGCACCACCCACUAGUCCAGUAAUCCAGCCACCUAAGCCUCCUCUUCCUCCUCAGUGCAGUUCCAGGGCUAAUCCAAAAACACAGCCUACCAGCAAAAAUGUGCUUCGAGUUCAGCUCGUGCUUCGGCGGCGAGCGGUCCAACCGCAACCGCAACGAGGCCGGCGAGCGGAACAACAACAGGAACGGCUACUACGGCGGCGCCGACCACAAGGCGCCGCAGACGACCUACCAGCAGCCGCCCGCCGCAGUCGACGAGGCCGACAUCGAGGCGCCCAAGCUUCCGGCGUGGCACAACAAGGUUAGCGACCACGCCUACACGGCGCGCCUCCAAGAAGCUGCUGCUGAUCACAGGAACAACGCCGCCACGGAUUACCACCAUUACCCAACUACCGCUCUCGGCAGGUACUAGCUAGGAGUACUUGUUAAAACUAGCUAGCAUGAACAGUCCAUCAAUCUCUCCCUAGCCCGGAACAUUGCCUGUUGCUACUGUCAGGUAGCUCUGUUUUUCCUCUGUUUUUUCCUUUCUCUUUGGAUUUUCAUCAGCGUUCUCACAUGCUGAGGCCCAACGGCACCUGGAAAUAGUGUGUGAGAUCCAGGAUCAAGGGGGUGUGGAUUUUGAACAGAGCCUCCUCGAAUAUGUCGAUGGAUGUGCGGCACAAGGUGUAGCUCUAGCUCCAGGAAGCUUUUUAUGAGUCUUCUCGUCUAGUUGCUUGCUUGUACUUUGGUUGUGACCGCUUUCUUCUUGUCUGAUAUAAUCAAGCAAAAGAAAGCAUUGUGAGAUGUCAGAUGACUCCAAUUUCUUGC
Molecule: messenger RNA, 4048 nt
Organism: Triticum urartu
Lineage: Eukaryota; Viridiplantae; Streptophyta; Magnoliopsida; Poales; Poaceae
Source: RefSeq, a predicted model, not a curated record